AUGAAGGCUGUUAGUCCCGUCCGCCCUCAGGACUCCUCCCACUCUUUCUUACCAAACAGCGGCGUUGGUGGAACCAGUCAUCCGACCGCGGUGCACUCUCUGUCGAAGCACAGUGUCAACAUCUCCCGGUGCAGGAUGGACGAGGAGGACGUGUUCUGUCUGCAGUACGACAUGAACGACUGCUACACGCGCCUCAAACGCCUCGUCCCCACCAUUCCGCAGGAUAAGAAAGUGAGCAAAGUGGAGAUCCUUCAGCACGUCAUAGACUACAUCCUAGACCUGCAGCUGGCCUUGGAGACGCACCCUACGCUCCAGAAGACACAGCCCAGCGGGUCAUGCCCUCCACACACGUCCAACCCGAGCCGGACACCGCUCACGGUCCUCAACAUUGACCACCAGAGGACCACUGCACUUGGUGCACACAGCUCUGCAGGGCGUCAGCAUGGACUCACCCACAACAACUGGAGGCACAAUCACUAA
Knipowitschia caucasica is the source of this 480-nucleotide messenger RNA. The record is from the annotation of a GenBank genome assembly. Lineage: Eukaryota; Metazoa; Chordata; Actinopteri; Gobiiformes; Gobiidae.